Messenger RNA from Aureobasidium pullulans EXF-150, 579 nucleotides. RefSeq lists its product as uncharacterized. Lineage: Eukaryota; Fungi; Ascomycota; Dothideomycetes; Dothideales; Saccotheciaceae. The coding region runs from base 1 to 579 and encodes 192 amino acids. The transcript is spliced from 2 exons. The record is from RefSeq and is a predicted model, not a curated record.
AUGUCGGUCACCAACGACGACGUGGUCAUGGAAGGCUCACACGACAACGCUGACGAGACCCCUGAACCUCAAACGAUCGCAAACAACACGAUAACUCCUGAACAACUCCACGAGAUCAAGAAGGCCAGCAAAAAUAAGGACAAACAAAUCGCAAGCCUCAAACUCCAACUACGCAAUUCCCGCAACAACGUCGAACACCAAAUCAAAGAGCACAGAGAAGCAACACACGCACACUUCCAAUCAGUCAAAGAGGAACUAGAUGACGAAAUCGAAAACCUCAUGGCGGAAAACGAGCUACUGUCCCGAUUAUUGGAGGACAAGCGCGAAGAUUUCAACGACAAGUAUGAAAAGCUUUUGCUGGUCAGCCGAGCACAUGCGAGAUGCGUCGGAACAAGAUAUCAGCUCGUACAGGCAUGUGAUAUGCAGGAAGAAACUAUCUCGAGACAGUCUAAUCAGUUGAUGCAAAGACGUCUUGAGUGUGAAGCAAAGGACAGAAAGAUCUUGCAACUCACUGCCGAGAUUGAGGAAUUGGUCAGCCAUGCAAAUGAGGAAAAGUUCGAGGAAGCCCAUGAGAAGUAA